Molecule: messenger RNA, 900 nt
Organism: Dama dama (fallow deer)
Lineage: Eukaryota; Metazoa; Chordata; Mammalia; Artiodactyla; Cervidae
Product: 5-hydroxyisourate hydrolase-like
Exons: 4
Coding region: 358-714 (118 amino acids)
Biological process (GO): purine nucleobase metabolic process
Molecular function (GO): hydroxyisourate hydrolase activity
Source: RefSeq, a predicted model, not a curated record
GGAGCCUCCGUAGGUCUGCGCGCUGGUUCGCGCUGUUGCCCUCUGCAACCACCACCAAGAAGCCCCCUAGGACCGCCUGGGUGGGCACCUUCCACUCCUCCCCGGGACUGGCCGGACACGUGGGAGGUGCCAGGGCAGCGCUUCCCGGGGAGGUUCUGGGGGUGGCGGUGUGGUGUGACCUCUGGCCUCCUCGCCAGUCCCCAGGUCGGCCGGCAUGAGCUCUGGGGCCGCCCAGCGGCUGCAGACACUCCAGCGACACGUGGGCUCCCAGGAGGCACUGCCUCCUACCAAGGGGUGUGGACACAAGGUCUGCCCCACAAGCGCAUCCCUGCCCAUCUCGUGGCCCAGGGCAGAGGCAUGGAGCCGGGCAGCAGCCCGCUGACCACACACGUGCUGGACACUGCCUCAGGGCUCCCGGCCCAAGGCCUCUACCUCCGUCUGUCCAGGCUCGAGGACCGUGGCCAGCAGUGGACCGAGCUGAAAAAAAGUUGCACAGAUCAUGACGGCCGCUGCCCUGGGCUCCUCCCUCCAGGCCAGAUGAAGGCGGGCACCUACAAGCUGUCCUUUGACACCGAGGGCUACUGGCAGAAGAGGGGCCAGGAGAGCUUCUACCCAUACGUGGAGGUCGUUUUCACCAUCACAAACGAGACUCACAAGUUCCACGUGCCACUGCUGCUGAGCCCGUGGUCUUACACCACAUACCGAGGGAGCUAGCGGCCAACCGGCAGCCAGCCUGUGGGCGUGGACACGGCGCCACGGCAGACCGGGCCACCCCCGAGCAGCAGGGCGGGCAAGCUCCUGAUGGGCACCAGGGUCACACUUUCCCUGGGACGUUCUGGCCCCAUGUCGCAGGGCCAGGUGUCACUCAGGCUUCAAUAAAGUUGCUGCUGACAUCUGCAA